UGUGACGCCUACCGUUCACUGCGCGCACUCAUUUCAAGAGAAAGCUUACGCUCGUUCUGGAGCUGCGCCUGUUACUGCCCAGUACACACCAAAACAAGGAUUUCAAUUUUUGUAAUUAAUUAAAAAAUUGGGAAAUGGACCAGAAAGACACAGAAAUGAACGAAAAAGGAGUUUCUUCUUCUACCAGCGGAGUUGUUGUUCAAGUCAGGGAGAAGAAAGGAGCUUUACGCGCUGCCAUCCCAUAUAUGCCUUUCCCAGUAGCUGUCAUCUGCUUGUUUCUCAACACAUUUGUGCCCGGACUGGGUACAUUCAUCUCAGCCUUCACAGUUCUGUGCGGAGCGAGGACAGACCUGCCUGACAGACACAUGUGCUGCGUGUUCUGGCUGAACAUCGCUGCCGCCUUCAUUCAGAUCGUCACUGCCAUUGUCAUGGUGGGCUGGAUCAUGAGCAUAUUUUGGGGAAUGGACAUGGUCAUUCUCGCAAUCUCUGAAGGCUACAGGGAGCAGGCCGCCCCUCAGCAGCUCUGAUUGCUGUCCUCCAAACCUAAUCUUGAAUGUGCACCUUUCUCCUGUGCUGUCUGGCCAACAUGUAUGGGAGCUUUGAGGCGGCCCCCACGAGGCCUGGGAGAUCCAGGGGUUGAUCACAUGUAGAUUUUCAGCCCAACUCCCUGCUACUUCCUGUCCUGUCAGGUACUGCAUUAAGGGGACCUGACUGUUGAAGGACAGCAGAAAGCAUGAACAUUCUGUGAAUAUCUCUAAAAAUUGUGCAAACGUGCAAAACGUCUAUGUGCCGAACACGUCCUAUUCCUGUCAGGGAAAACCGAUCUUAAGCGUACUUAACCCUGUAGUCGUAAUGUAUGUGUUAAAUUGACCAAUAUACACUAUGAACAUUUUCAGUUUGUAAAAAAAAAAUCUAUUUGUUAAAGAGCUUUGAGGUGUCCAAUGAAGCAGCUGAAGGAAUCUUAAAGGAACAGUUCACCCAAAAUUACUCACCCUCAUGUUUGUUCGUGCAAAAUAAAAAUAAAAUACAUUUUGGGUGAACUAUCCCUUUAAAAUUAUGCUUCUCACAGAGCACUAUGAAUACAUAACUACACUGAAUAUUUUUAUGUCAUGUGCAUUACAGUGUCUACAGUAUUUCUUUAUAGUGUGCUGUGUUUUUAUUACUUAAAUUAAGCCUUAUAACGCAGGAAGUGUGUAUUUAUCAAUUUGUUUUAUAAAAUAUAACUUGUAUUCUACACGAAUACAUCACCUGUUAUUGUUAAUCUCUAUUAGUCCUAAUACCUGGAGACCACCAGCCAGAAAUGUAACCUUUUUCUCCAGUAAUUAUCUGUUGUUAAGUAAAACAGCCAAGUAUUGGUGAAUCACUGUAUGCCAGUUUCCAUAGUGACUGGCCACUUUAAUCAACCCAUGCGUAGGGUAUGAAAUAACGUAAUUAAGUGUGAGUUAUUUUUAUGUGACCGACAUAGGAGAAAGGCAUGGCGCAAAUUGAAAUAGGCAAAACAUUAUGAUUUAAGACUGACAUUCAAAAUUAACCACCAAUUUCAAAUGGCUGCAGCAACUGAGCAAGGAGAAUUUGUGCUUUGCUGAGUGUGCGAUACAUUCGGAAAAUUCAAGCCCUAAAUAUUAAUUAUUCUGAACUGGUUCAUUGUGUUACUCACACUGAAGAGUCUCACAUUUUAUUGAGUCUCUUUUUUUGGAUAUUAUAAAUAUAUAUAAGCUGGUCUCUGGUGUGAAUGUGUGUUGUGAAUGUAUUUGAGGGUUUGUUGUAAAUAUGGACAGAAAGUGUAUUAGUUCUGUAAAGUUGUGUGCUGUUGUGUUUAGUGCGGCCUUUUUAAAUACAAACAUUAUAUUCCAAUGCUAAGUCCAAAGGCCUAAAUAUAUUACAGCCAAACAUAUGUUACUCAGCAGACUUACAAAAUGACAUUAUCACAUCUCUAGAUAUGUCAGAGGUACCAUAUCUAAUAAAUUCUGCCUUUAAAAAGUGA
Ctenopharyngodon idella (grass carp) is the source of this 1984-nucleotide messenger RNA. It is a transcript of the gene stum, whose product is annotated as stum, mechanosensory transduction mediator homolog. The record is from RefSeq and is a predicted model, not a curated record. Lineage: Eukaryota; Metazoa; Chordata; Actinopteri; Cypriniformes; Xenocyprididae. The coding region runs from base 135 to 527 and encodes 130 amino acids. The transcript is spliced from 4 exons.